AUGGCCAUGUGGAGCGAGGUCCAGCAGAUGCUGAACGGGACGCCGCUGUACAUGUACCAGGACUGCCCGCUGGAGGCAGGUGGCGACGUGGACCACUGGCUGCGCUCCAGCUGGAUCUACCGGGGCGAGGCGGCGGCGCGCGUGCACGUGGAACUGCAGUUCACGGUGCGCGACUGCAAGAGCUUCCCACGUGGCGCGGGGCCCGCCAGCUGCAAGGAGACCUUCAGCCUGCACUUCAUGGAGAGCGACCAGGACGUGGGCGUCCAGCUGCGCCGGCCCCUCUUCCAGAAGGUGACCACCGUGGCCGCAGACCAGAGCUUUACCACCCCGGACCUGGCAUCGGGCGCAGUCAAACUCAACGUGGAGCGCUGCUCGCUGGGACACCUGGCACACCGGGGUCUCUACUUGGCCUUCCACAACCCCGGUGCCUGUGUGGCCCUGGUAUCCGUGCGGGUCUUCUACCAGCGCUGUCCGGAGACCGUGCACGGCCUGGCCCAAUUCCCAGGCAUGCUCCCAGGCCCCGGCGGGCUGGUGGAAGUGACAGGGACCUGUGUGCCCCAUGCCCACGCCAGCCCCUCAGGUGUACCCCGCCUGCACUGUAGCCCUGAUGGUGAGUGGCUGGUGCCCGUAGGGCGGUGCCAUUGUGAACUUGGCUUCCAGGAGGGCCCAGACAGCUCGGCCUGCACAGCCUGUCCCCAGGACUCCUACCGUGCCAAUAUGGAUACCCCUCAAUGCGUCCCGUGCCCCCUGCACAGCUCGGCCCCCUUGAAGGGAACCACCAUCUGUACCUGUGAGAGUGGCUACUACCGAGCCCCCGGGGAAGGGCCCCACGUGGCCUGCACACGGCCCCCCUCUGCGCCCCGAGACCUGAGCUUCUCUGUUUUGGGAUCCCAGCUCUUCCUGCGCUGGGAGCCCCCAGCAGAUCUGGGGGACCGCCAGGAUGUCAGGUAUAAUGUGGGGUGCUCCCGGUGUCUGGGGACCCGCUCGGACGGGGGCCCCUGCCAGCCCUGUGGGGACAGUGUGCGCUUCUCCCCCGGAGCCCGAGGGCUCUCUGAACCAGCUGUGCGCAUAGAUGGCCUGGAGUCGUUGGCCAACUACACCGUCGAGGUAGACGCCCAGAAUGGGGUGUCAGGGCUGGGUGCCUCCCAGCCUGCCAGCUCCUCGCUCAAUGUCAGCACAGGCCAUGCAGAGCCGCUGGCCAGCCUGUCCCUGCGGCUGGUGAAGAAAGCGCCACACCAGCUGGAGCUGGCCUGGACGGGCACACAGCCUCGCAGCCCCACCAACAACCUCACCUAUGAGCUGCACGUGCUGAGCCAGGACGAAGAGCGGCACCAGAUGGUUCUAGAGCCCAGGGUCCUGCUGACCGAGCUGCAGCCAGACACCACAUACACCAUCAGAGUGCGCACAGUGACUUCGCAGGGCCCCGGCCCCUUCUCCCCCAAGCAUGAGUUCCGGACCAGCCUGCCCCCUUCCAGGGGUCUGUCGGGAGGGGAGAUCGUCGCUGUCAUCUUCGGGCUUCUGCUGGGCGUGGCACUGCUGCUGGGCAUCCUCGUCUUCCAGUCCAGGAGAGCCCAGCGGAGGCGGCAGCAGAGGCAGCGUGAGCGUGGGGCGGACGUGGAACACGAGGAUAAACUCUGGCUGAAGCCAUACGUGGACCUCCAGGCAUACGAUGACCCUGCCCAAGGAGCGCUAGACUUCACCCACGAGCUGGACCCUGCCGCGUUGGUCGUGGACACAGUCAUCGGGGAAGGAGAGUUUGGGGAGGUCUACCGAGGCUCCCUCCGGCUCCCUGGUCAGGAGUGCAAGACGGUGGCUGUUAAGACCUUGAAGGACACCUCCCCUGAUGGCCACUGGUGGAGCUUCCUCCGCGAGGCGACAAUCAUGGGCCAGUUCAGCCACCCACACAUCCUGCGGCUGGAAGGCGUUAUCACCCGGAGGAAGCCCAUCAUGAUCAUCACAGAGUACAUGGACCGGGGCGCCCUGGAUGCCUUCCUGAGGGAAAGGGAAGACCAGCUGUCCCCCACACAGCUGACGGCCAUGAUGCAAGGCAUAGCAUCUGGCAUGAGCUACCUCAGUGACCAUAACUACGUCCACCGGGACCUGGCCGCCAGGAACGUCCUGGUCAACGAGGGCCUGUGCUGCAAGGUGUCCGAUUUCGGCCUGACUCGGCUCCUCGACAACUUCGAGGGCACCUAUGAGACCCAGGGGGGCAAGAUCCCCAUUCGAUGGACGGCCCCCGAAGCCAUCGCCCACCGGAUCUUCACCUGCGCCAGUGACGUGUGGAGCUUCGGGAUCGUGAUGUGGGAGGUAUUGAGCUUCGGGGACAAGCCCUAUGGCGACAUGAGCAACCAAGAGGUGAUGAAGAGCAUCGAGGACGGGUACCGGCUGCCACCACCCGUGGACUGCCCGGCCACGCUGUACGAGCUCAUGAAGAGCUGCUGGGCCUAUGACCGCGCCAACCGGCCCCCCUUUCACCAGCUUGAUGCCCACCUGGAGCAGCUGCUGGCCAACCCCCACUCUCUGCGCACUGUGGCUAACUUUGACCCCAGGGUGACCCUCCGCCUGCCCAGCCUGAGCGGCUCGGAUGGAAUCCCAUACCGCAGCGUAGCGGAGUGGCUGGAAUCCAUCCGCAUGAAGCGCUACAUCCUGCACUUCCGCUCAGCCGGCCUGGACACCAUGGAGUGUGUGCUGGAGCUGUCGGCUGAGGACCUGACACAGAUGGGCAUCACGCUGCCAGGUCACCAGAAGCGCAUCCUUUGCAGUAUUCAGGGGUUCAAAGACUGAGCUCCCGGCCCCCCCAC
Messenger RNA from Echinops telfairi (small Madagascar hedgehog), 2801 nucleotides. It is a transcript of the gene EPHA1, whose product is annotated as EPH receptor A1. Gene Ontology annotation, biological process: axon guidance; protein phosphorylation; cell surface receptor protein tyrosine kinase signaling pathway. NCBI's taxonomy places the organism in Eukaryota, Metazoa, Chordata, Mammalia, Afrosoricida, Tenrecidae. Gene Ontology annotation, cellular component: plasma membrane; neuron projection. The transcript is spliced from 17 exons. Bases 1 to 2784 code for a protein of 927 amino acids. Gene Ontology annotation, molecular function: protein binding; transmembrane-ephrin receptor activity; ATP binding. The record is from RefSeq and is a predicted model, not a curated record.